AAUCACGAGUCUUCGGGUUAUAGUUGCAGAUAGAUCGGUACUCAGGUCAUUUGUAGAGAGGAACUAUUUAAAGACAGUAGUUGUAUAUUAAUCUUCUUCAUUUCAAAGUAAAUUACAACCAAGUUUAGAGGAAAAUACAUUUUCUGUUGUGAGAAGCAAUAAAAAUGUUGGGUAGACAAGGAAUUUUGCAGAUCAGCUAUCAUUUUUCCAACGCCAUCAAAGGAAAAAUUGACACAAUGCCGUGCCCAUUCUUAACACGUUUAUCAGCGAACUAUGUUCGUAAUUAUAGUGCAUCAUUGUUGACUAAUUAUCGUCAAUACUGUCCUGUAAUGUCACGUUUAUCAAGUACAUCAGUAGAAACUGAGGAAUUUGGCAAGACUUCACCGAUAAAAAAAUGUCCUUUCCUUUCUAAAGAGCCUGAUGCAAUAAUAGAGGCAAGCCCUGCUGUUGAGGAAGAUAUUAUAAACUUAGGAAUUCCUGAAAAGAUUCCGGAAAAUGAUUUGAAUGAGGAAAAACUUUUUCCUUAUGAAGAAUUCUUUCAUAAACAAAUUAUGAAGAAGAAGGAAGAUCAUUCUUAUCGGGUAUUUAAAAAAGUCAAUCGACUAGCUAAAAAUUUUCCAUCAGCUGUAGAAUAUUCUUGGGGUGAGAAACCUAUAACUGUGUGGUGCUCCAAUGAUUACUUGGGAAUGUCUCGUCAUCCUGCCGUAACAGGAGCUGUUCGUGAGGCUUUAGAGAAAUUCGGGGCAGGUGCAGGUGGAACUCGUAACAUUUCAGGCAAUUCUAUGGGUCAUGAAAAACUAGAAGCAAGACUUGCUGCCUUACAUAAAAAAGAAGCUGGACUUCUAUUUACUUCUUGUUUCGUUGCUAAUGAUUCAACGUUGUUUACAUUAGCUAAGAGCUUACCAGGAUGUCAUAUUUUUUCUGACGCUGGAAAUCACGCUUCUAUGAUUCAAGGAAUUAGAAAUAGUGGAGUGCCAAAACAUAUAUUUCGUCAUAAUGAUGUAAGACACCUUGAAGAAUUAUUAUCAAGUGUUGAUCGUUCCUUGCCUAAAAUAGUGGCAUUUGAAACUGUACAUUCCAUGAAUGGUAGUAUAUGUCCUUUAGAAGAAAUGUGUGAUAUAGCAAAAAAAUAUGGGGCCUUGACAUUUGUUGAUGAAGUCCAUGCAGUUGGUUUGUAUGGAUAUUCAGGAGCAGGUAUCGGAGAAAGAGAUUGGGUUCUUGAUAAAAUGGAUAUUAUCUCUGGAACCUUAGGUAAAGCAUUUGGAAAUAUAGGCGGAUAUAUUGUUGGAUCUUCCAAGUUAAUAGAUAUGAUAAGAAGUUAUGCUGCUGGAUUUAUUUUUACUACGUCUUUACCUCCAACUGUUCUUUACGGUGCUUUGACAGCAGUUGAAAUUUUAGCCUCCGAUGAGGGUCGGGCUUUAAGAGAAACUCAUCAAAAGAAUGUGGCCUACAUGAAAUCAAAACUGCUUUCUGUUGGACUUCCUCUAGAGCCAACGCCAUCUCAUAUCAUUCCUAUUAAGGUAGGAGACCCUCUUCUGUGCAGCCAAAUUGCCGAUACUUUAAUAAAAGAAAAGGGUCACUACGUCCAAGCAAUUAACUAUCCAACUGUUGCUAAGGGGGAAGAGAAAUUACGUCUAGCACCUACACCGAAACAUACUCCGGAAAUGAUAGAUAGAUUUGUUGAUGAUGCUUUGACCGUAUUUAAUGAUUUAAACGCACGUAAAACAUCUUUUAAUGCAAUGACUUUAAACCAAGCAAUAUCAGUUAAUUGACAAAUUAUUACAGUACAAAGAUAUAACAGUUUUCCAAGGUACAAAAAAUAGUUAAAUUAAAAUAUCUGAAUUAUAUUUAUGGCAAGAUAUAUUUAUGAAAUUUAAAUUUUUGAGUGUACACAUACUCAUUGAUGAUUGCAAUAUAUAGAAAUAUGACAAAUCUAUGACAAAUAUAAUAGUUAUGUUUGGUUAAAUAAGAUUUUUGAUAUUUUUUAUUACAGAAUUCCCCAUUAUUUAUUGACUGAAUUAAUAAUUAAUAUAAAAUAACAUUAAGUGACAAAUGUGUUUUCAAGAAACCCAUUUUUUUUUAUAAAGAACCGGAUAACUAAAUUUUAUUAAUUUGUACUAGAGUGAUUACUGUUACACAUAUGACAAUAAAAAAAAUUAUUUUGUCAUUUUUCACACAAAAUAAAGUUCAAUGAAUUAACUAAAA
This is a messenger RNA of Chelonus insularis, 2205 nucleotides long. RefSeq names its product 5-aminolevulinate synthase (gene Alas). Gene Ontology annotation, biological process: hemoglobin biosynthetic process; erythrocyte development; heme biosynthetic process. Gene Ontology annotation, molecular function: 5-aminolevulinate synthase activity; pyridoxal phosphate binding. Bases 165 to 1772 code for a protein of 535 amino acids. NCBI's taxonomy places the organism in Eukaryota, Metazoa, Arthropoda, Insecta, Hymenoptera, Braconidae. The transcript is spliced from 4 exons. The record is from RefSeq and is a predicted model, not a curated record. Gene Ontology annotation, cellular component: mitochondrion.